AUGCAAGGCCCCUGGCUGACCGAUAAGUGGGGUAAGAAGGCGGGUAAGUGGAAGGCGGGUAAGUGGGGUAAGGCGGCGAGUAAGUGGGGUAAGAAGGCGGCGAGUAAGUGGGGUAAGAAGGCGGCGAGUAAGUGGGGUAAGAAGGCGGGCAAGUGGGGUAAGAAGGCGGGCAAGUGGGGUAAGAAGGCGGGCAAGUGGGGUAAGAAGGCGGGUAAGUGGGGUAAGAAGGCGAGUAAGUGGGGUAAGAAGGCGAGUAAGUGGGGUAAGAAGGCGGGUAAGAAGGCGGGUAAGUGGGGUAAGAAGGCGGGUAAGUGGGGUAAGAAGGCGGAUAAGUGGGGUAAGAAGGCGAGUAAGUGGGGUAAGAAGGCGAGUAAGUGGGGUAUGAAGGCGAGUAAGUGGGGUAAGAAGGCGGGUAAGUGGGGUAAGAAGGCGAGUAAGUGGGGUAAGAAGGCGGGUAAGAAGGCGGGUAAGUGGGGUAAGAAGGCGAGUAAGUGGGGUAAGAAGGCGGGUAAGUGGGGUAAGAAGGCGAGUAAGUGGGGUAAGAAGGCGGGCAAGUGGGGUAAGAAGGCGGGUAAGUGGGGUAAGAAGGCGGGUAAGUGGGUUAAGAAGGCGGGUAAGUGGGGUAAGAAGGCGAGUAAGUGGGGUAAGAAGGCGGGUAAGAAGGCGGGUAAGUGGGUUAAGAAGGCGGGUAAGUGGGGUAAGAAGUCGAGUAAGUGGGUUAAGAAGGCGGGUAAGUGGGGUAAGAAGGCGAGUAAGUGGGGUAAGAAGGCGGGCAAGUGGGGUAAGAAGGCGGGUAAGUGGGGUAAGAAGGCGGGUAAGUGGGGUAAGAAGGCGGGUAAGUGGGUUAAGAAGGCGGGUAAGUGGGGUAAGAAGGCGAGUAAGUGGGGUAAGAAGGCGGGUAAGAAGGCGGGUAAGUGGGGUAAGAAGGCGAGUAAGUGGGGUAAGAAGGCGAGUAAGUGGGGUAAGAAGGCGGGUAAGAAGGCGAGUAAGUGGGGUAAGAAGGCGGGUAAGUGGGGUAAGAAGGCGGGUAAGUGGGGUAAGAAGGCGGGUAAGAAGGCGAGGAAGUGGGGUAAGAAGGCGGGUAAGUGGGGUAAGAAGGCGGAUGGAUGA
This is a messenger RNA of Pygocentrus nattereri (red-bellied piranha), 1110 nucleotides long. RefSeq names its product LWamide neuropeptides-like. Lineage: Eukaryota; Metazoa; Chordata; Actinopteri; Characiformes; Serrasalmidae. The record is from RefSeq and is a predicted model, not a curated record. The coding region runs from base 1 to 1110 and encodes 369 amino acids. The transcript has 3 exons.